Impatiens glandulifera is the source of this 738-nucleotide messenger RNA. RefSeq lists its product as uncharacterized. The coding region runs from base 1 to 738 and encodes 245 amino acids. The record is from RefSeq and is a predicted model, not a curated record. The transcript is spliced from 2 exons. Lineage: Eukaryota; Viridiplantae; Streptophyta; Magnoliopsida; Ericales; Balsaminaceae.
AUGGCCAAAUUCCGACCAAAUUCUAAAUCUCAUCCCACCGGCGGCAGUUUUUUCAGUUGCUUUGGAUUUUCCGGCGAAGCCAAGAAAUCGUCAAAGGAUGGGAUUCUUCGCCGGAGAAGAAUCUCCGGCAGAUGGCUUUCUUUCUCAUCGGAUACUUCGUCUGUCGCCGUUCAACCUACCGGAUUGUUGGUACUUCCGAUCUCGGCCGGCCAAGAUACGGCGGCGCCGGUGCCGGAGAUUGAAUCGUCGCAGUUUCAAAAGCCCAAAGAAGAAGAAGACCAAAUAGGAUGUGACGUGGCAUCGAAAGAAGAAGACACGUGUCAAGAUCCGUUACCCGUGAUGUCAUCAUCUAGCCGUAACAAACGGGCGGCAGGAUUUUCUCGGUCUGUCUCUCUUCCGGCGCCGGCGAAGAAAGAGAUGAAAACGGCGGGAAGAAAAAAGAACCGGGGGAGCUAUGGGGGCGGUUUAUAUAUUGCGGCGUUGACAUUGGUUGUAAUGAUAGUAUGGGGUAAGAUUUGUGCGAUUGUAUUGGUGUCGUGUUUUUUGUACUCGUUUCCUCUUCUUAGAUAUUCCGGUGACCGGAAAAUAUUAUCUGAUCAGUUAGAGAGAGAAUCGAAAUCAAACGACGUCGUUGAUGAUGAUGAUGAUCUUGAAGAAGAUAGGAUGAAGAAGAGACAGAUUGUUAUGAACGGAUUUCUUCAGAGGAAUCGCCGGAGGAGUUCAUUUGCAAAUUGUUAG